UCUCGGUGUCGCAUCUCAUUAAUCACGUUCAUAUACGAAGAAUUCUGUGCUCGACAAGCUUUCAUUCUGAAAUCGUCGUUGUACUCGAAAAGUACCAUAGUGCAUACAGUUCUGAAGCGCUAAAAAAUUUAACCCCUAACAUAAUGGAAAAUCUCGCCGUUGAUUCGAAGAAUGCGGACAGUAAAAAGGCAAAAUCUGUGUGUCUGGAAACUGCUCAACUAUUGCUAAACACCAUUAAUCACAUCUUCAUCGGCUUUGUGUUCAUAUAUACCGCUUGGAUCUGCUGGAAAAACGGAUUCGAGAAAGUUUUCACAUGGCAUGUGAUUCUCUGUGUUUUCGGUUUCCACGUGCUGAUGGCUGAGGCAAUUUUGCUCUUCUACUCCAGAAACAGCUGGUCCCAGGUCUUGCGACAACCAGAGCGUCGUACCGCCCACUGGGUGCUACAAGUGAUCGGUAGUGUCUGCAUUGUGGUUGGAAUAGCGCUGGAGUUCUACUGGCGCGACAUCAACAACAAACCACACUUCCACGAGACCCACUCAAUCCUCGGGCUAGUUGCGCUGAUUCUACUGAUUGUAAGCAUGAGCAACGGUAUCGGUGCUCUGUAUGCCACAGAACUGCGGAAAAGAGUUAAACCAAUUUAUCUAAAGUUCGGUCACAACUUGAUUGGUCUAGCAUGUUUCGUCAUCGGCAUGGCGUCGCUGAUGUUUGGCUACAAGAAACGGAUUUUCAAGGAGAACUCGUCACCGGAAAUUUUGACAGCGAUACAAAUUUUUACAAUUCUAGUGAUAUUUCUUAGUGUGUUCGGUGCGCUGAAAACUAUCGUUACGCAAAUAAAAGCCAUCAUUCGGUAG
Molecule: messenger RNA, 851 nt
Organism: Topomyia yanbarensis
Lineage: Eukaryota; Metazoa; Arthropoda; Insecta; Diptera; Culicidae
Product: transmembrane reductase CYB561D2-like
Exons: 2
Coding region: 144-851 (235 amino acids)
Molecular function (GO): transmembrane monodehydroascorbate reductase activity
Source: RefSeq, a predicted model, not a curated record